AGGUUCAACCGAUUUUAAGGAUGUAUGAAAAUGGUUUACGACGUUACAAUCCUGGUUGUACUGAUGAAGAUGUAGACAAUGAAGUUGAAAGAAAUUUUGCACAUUGGUUUAAAGAAUAUGUAUAUUGUCCAACGAACAAUGUGUGUAACCAAUCACUCAUUGAUUUGGCAUCUGGGCCGAUAAUGGAGGUUAACACAUACACUGGGUAUGUCGUUAAUGGUUUUAAGUUUCAGACUGAAGAAUAUUGCCGUAGAAAGUCGACUGCUAACUACGGAGUGUCAAUCAAGGGAACAGGUUUAACACAAUUUGAAUCAAAUUUUUUUGGCAAAUUGCAAGAGGUUGUUGAGGUUGAGUACCCCAAUGUUCCAAUAAAAAAGGUUGUUCUCUUCAAGUGUGAGUGGUUUGACCCAACACCCAAUAUUGGAUCAAUAUUCAAUUCUGAAUAUGGUAUCGCUGAGGUGCAUUGCAAUAAACGAUAUAGGAAAUAUGAUCCUUUUAUCAUUGCACAAAGCGCAUGUCAGGUGUGUUAUAUUCCAUACCCACGGGGUAUACGGGAGAAAAUAAAUUGGUGGGUAGUCUUGAAUGUACGCCCAAGAGGAACUAUUGAUAGUGCCUAUAGCUCUAGUUACACAUAUCAACAAGAUAACAUAUCGUUGCCUACAUAUGGGGGUGAUCAAAGUAUUCAAGAUGACGUGCAAGAGUUAGUGCACGAACCAUUACAAAUGAAUGAAGUGGAAUUACCUCACAUCGGAAAUCAAUGGUCCAACCAAGGUGUCCAAAUUGAAGAUUCAGAAGAAGAAGAUACUGAAGAAAUUGAAGAAGAUGACAGUGAUGAUUCUGAUGAAGAUGAUAGUGGAGAUAUUGGUGAUGAAGAUGAUAAUGAGGAAUCAGAGAAUGAUGAGGGUGAUUUUUAA
This is a messenger RNA of Ipomoea nil (Japanese morning glory), 914 nucleotides long. RefSeq lists its product as uncharacterized. Bases 21 to 914 code for a protein of 297 amino acids. The transcript is spliced from 3 exons. The record is from RefSeq and is a predicted model, not a curated record. Lineage: Eukaryota; Viridiplantae; Streptophyta; Magnoliopsida; Solanales; Convolvulaceae.